AUGCGCGGAGCGGCGGCCCGCGUCGGCCGGCCGCGGGCCUCGGCGCGGCACUCGCAGCGGCGCGGCUCAGCAGUCAGCAUGCAGGACGACAGCGGCGACUGCUCCGCGGCGGCGGUGGCGGCGGCGGCGGCCUUUCCCCCCGUGCUCGAGCUCAACGUGGGCGGCGUCUACUACACGACGGCGCUCAGCACGCUCACGCUGACGCCGUCGCUGCUCGCCGACACGUUCUCGGGCAGGACGGCGGUGCCGCCGAGGGACGCCAAGGGCCGCUACUUUCUGGACCGCGACGGCGUGCUGUUCCGCUACGUGCUGGACUUCCUGCGCAACGGCGCGCUCGUGCUGCCCGACAGCUUCCGCGAGGGCCAGCGGCUGCGCCAGGAGGCGCUGCACUUCCGCCUGCCCGCGCUCGCCGACGCCGUCACUCGACAGAAGGAAGAGGAUCAGGCGUGUGCGGGCUCCGGCAAGGGCCGCGGAGCGCCCGGCUUCAUCACGGUGGGCUACCGCGGCAGCUUCGCAUUCGGCCGCGACGGGCUGGCCGACGUCAAGUUCCGCAAGCUGUCGCGCAUCCUGGUGUGCGGCCGAGUCGCCCUCUGCCGCGACGUCUUCGGCGAGACGCUGAACGAGUCGCGGGACCCCGACCACGGGCUCAGCGACCGCUACACGUCGCGCUUCUUCCUCAAGCACUCAUUUAUAGAGCAGGCUUUCGACAUGCUGCAGGAGCACGGCUUCAAGCUGGCCGGCUCUUGCGGCUCGGGAACGGCCGGCGGCUCCGUCACAGACCUCAAGCCGGGGGUCGACACGGAGGAGAACCGCUGGAACCACUACAACGAGUUUGUGUUUGUGCGCGAGUAGAGCGCCUCCCCAGUAAGUAGUCCUUCCGACCACAACCCCCCCGCCCUCUAAUCCCCGCUGUUACUAACUGAGAACCCGGUGAACUCAGUUCCCCUCCGAGGUGUACUGCUUAAAUGCGCAGUCUCCGGGACCUCUAAAAACGUAAUCGAGUUUUCUGUAUCUGAGUCGUGGUUUCAUCAUUGCGAUACAAACUACUGAACAGCACGCUUAUUAUUAGUCAUUAUCACAUGCACAGCCGAUGUUUUGGAAAAAUACAAAUUCUGCAUGACAGCACGACGUAUUAGCUGUGUUUUCUAGAUAGUCUGUGAGUCUCGAAUUAGAGAUUUGUCUCUUUCGCGACACUUUACGAUGUAAAAGGGCCUGGUAAUUAUCUACCAAUAUCUAAUCCCAUGAACAUCCGUAGUUGCACCAGUUGCAACAGAUUUUUAGAGAUAUUUCAUUUCUGGAAAUAGUGUCCACGACUGUUUAGCGAAAAAUUGUCACUUCGAGAACAUACGAAUACGGAAAAUUAGUAAAUGGUAACCGUUUAACUUUCGAUUUGGUGACUGUUACUUUCAUAUGUUGGCGAAAGGAUAGUUAUUGUGGUACUACUCUGUGAGUUACACAAAAUAUACUUUUUUAGAGAAUAGUAACAAAUUGUACAAAGAAACACAAACGUAUUGGCAACGACACGGCAGUGUAGUGCCGUAAGAAUUAAUAUCAAUGUGCGGCCUUAGGUUCUUGUUCCUUGGAUACAUCCUCUUUCCUUUCUGUCAUAAAUGGCAUAUCACCUCAUCUGAUGCAAUGAAGAAUUAUUUGUAGUUGAAAUUUAUCGGACGAAUAUCUUCUAUACCUACGAGAUUGCAAAAUGUAAUACUCAAAGGUUUACAGCCACUUUCGUGAAAUAAAUAUCUAUUCCAUGUAUUAUACACACUGUAUUUAAGGCAUUAAUUACUGAAAAAGGGCAACGUUGUGCGAUAAUCUGUUCCUCAUUUCCACACAUAUACACCGAAUCUGCUCACCUCACGUUUCGUUUUUAUUUCGCCGGAGACGAACAGAAACAUAAAUUUUCAUCACGUGUUCAGUGUUUUUAGAUUAUAGGUUACGAGUACCGCAGACGUUUUCAGCGGUGCAUGCAAAUGCAAUUCUAACACCACGGCAACUGAAUUCAUUUUUUAUUGUGACUCAGGGGCCCUAAAUGGAGUUGUAGAUCCGUCAUUUAGGUACUGACAUAUAAACCACACUGAAACCAAUGAUUAAAACCUUCGUUAGGACAGAAGUGAUGGUAAAGGAUUUUGUUAGCAUAGUAAAGCCUGAAAGGAGGACAAUUUAGUUGGCUUAGGUAUGCCGAAAUAGGAUAUGACAUUUCGGUAAAUAAAAGACUAAAAUUAAGCCUCUGCUGUGCACAGCGUUUUUGUUGUUCAGUGACAACUCGUUAUUUGGAAGGGUAUGCGAGGAACUCACAAAAAAGCCAACUAACUUUUCGUAGUAUUUAAAGAAUGCAGAUGGAUACAAAACUACACAUAUUCACUAACUGACAAAGACAAGUACAUAAAGCUGGCGGGCAGUUAUAGAAGAAGGACAAAACUGACCCACAAGAGAAAGGAAAACUGAAGGUUAACUGAGCUUACACGUUGUCUCUGUUUAGGAUAAGUGACUCCUCAUAGUGACGUAAAAAUACUCACCUUAAAAGUAUACUUUACUACGGAUGAUACGAGCUAUAAACUGUGAUUUAAGCUAUGAAUCGAACUACUUACAUGAGAAGUAUUUUGGGGCACAGGGCCCAACAAGAUCUACUGAAAACGUCCAAGAAAAUAAGUGUUUCUAUGCUGAUCUAUUGUGAUAUGUGCAUAAUUUGUAUAAAGUCGUUGGAAACUCAGCACACAGUGCUGUUAUUUUAGUUAAAGAUAUUCACACUGUAGCAGAACAUUGGAGAAACCGAGACGGUACCUUUAAAGCCCAACAAAAUCGAUCAGUUGAGGGAGUACCGAAAAUUUCAUCAGUAUCCUGUAUGGCAACAUAGGCGCUCAUGUGCCUGCUUAUGUAUAGUAUCAAGAAAUCCACAACAUAUCUAAUGACUGUCGGAGAUAUUGAAGCGACAUGAAACACACAUCUUUCUCUUUGUAGUCGUGGAACGUAUACAUCAAGAGGAUAUAAAAACUGCCUCACCCUUUUCCCUCUUUUGCUUUCUAUCUCCCCUCCCCCCUCCAACCACUCAACCACUAUGCCUUCUUCUCCCACAUUCUUAACGCCAUAUAUCUCUCAUAGAUGAAUUUAGAAUUUGCUUAAGGCAUUCGUUACAGCACAUAUGUAUCCAGAUAUGUUAGUUUGGCUAUAACAGUAGGCAGUUUGAUGUCUAACAUGUUGACAUAUGAUUUCAGUUAACAUGAAACACAAAAGCACUUUGUUCAUUCACGUACUGUAACAUAAAUGACUUGUAUUUCUCUCAAAAUUUUUCUCCUCUGUACAUCUGAGGGUGCACGUUACCCUUCAUCCUGUGACCGCUCUUCGUUACUGCAUAUACUAGAAGUCACACAUACUUUCAAAAAUUUUAAACUUUAUGUUUCUGAGUAUGCAGUGCUUUAUUUCACGAAUCUCAUUUCUGUUAAUAGCAAGUUUCGUUUUUAAUCUCCAACCUUCUCCAAAAAAAAGUAAAAUGGCAUCUAGAAAUUUGAGACACAAAGAAAAAAUAUACACACAUGCAUUCAAACGAUGUGAAUGUGGGUUAUACCUUCUGAACAAGAGGAAAAAUAUUGUUACUUCCAUUUCAUUGUUUUUUUUUUAUAUUUAAGUGAGCCAGUAUCUCCCUGACCAUCACAAUUUCCUACUUAAUUUGGUUUUCACUUCUGAUUUCAACAAACAUAAAAAUUUAUUUCUUUAGAUAAUUUACUGCAUCUCGCUCUUGGUAUUUAUUCAAGCAUGGAAACAUCAACCUCAGUAAAUAUUACAGUUCUGUGUCAGAUGUACAGACUCUCUGUGAACAAUGUUUAUAUAACUAUUUCCAAUCAUUUAAACUGAUUAAGAGCUAAGAUUUCUUAUCAGGACAGAAUAGUGAUACUUAAUUUGUAAGUUAUUACAAAAUUUCUGGAAAAUCUGGACAAUCGAACUUAUAAUAUCUGGAAUAGGAUCUAUACAAGGAACUGAAAAAUAAACUCUCACCCCAAGCCUCAAAUUUCUUAUUUAUAUUCUACAUGGCGCCGUUCUACGAUUACCUCUUUACUGUUAACUAUGAAAGUUUAAUUUUUUUCAGCUAUCACUGAAAAACAUAUAGAUGGUAAAAUCAAUUUUUCCCUUUAAUAAAUAGUUGUUCACUUAUUUUGUACCACUAGAUUAAGUGGUUCUCAUUUAUUUACAAAAGUGAAUUCUGUGUGAUUUUCGUGACUGUGUUGCAGUAAAACAUUAUUGUUUCUUAAGUCAUUCCUUGAAAUUUUCAAGUACAAAAAAUAUUCGAGCAUGUAUUCUGACGAUAACUGAUAUAUUUUUAUUCACUUAAUAUUUGUUCACUAACCUAUGAAAUAUUAUUCAUAGAUUCAAACACCAUUGUCAUUUGAUGAAGAUCCACAACAGAUCAUACAUAUGAAAAACUGCUUAUUACUUAAUUUGGAAUCAUGUACCCAAAUUUCUGUUAAUCAUUGACAAUUACAAUUAAAUUCAUGAUUUCAGUUGAUAAUUUAUGUUAAUGCAAUAUUAAGUAAUAAGUACAUAACAUUUUAUCCCUGUAACAAAUUAAUAAAUAUGGUGAUAAUAUUCAUAAUUCAGUAUAUUAUGUUAACAGAUAUACAAUACUGAACAUAAACCAUUUUAGGUAAGAAGGAGUUUCUAGGGUAAGACAAAUAGUUAAUAAGACAAAUAGUCUUUCCAGUUCGAACAGACAUCGAAUAUUACUGCAUAUAGACGUAAAUAACAUCAGGAACUUCUAGCAUUAGGCAUGUAAUUAAUAUCUGAAGCACUUCUUGUAAGGAUAGAAAUGAGACAUUUACUCUAGCUGCUCUGUAAUAUACAACAUUAUCGCCCAAGACAAAAUGAUUUGUUAUAACAAUAAACCUUCUACUAUGUCAUCACAUUAUUCGAUUUUGGCUUAUGUUAUUUCAAUAGCUAGACAUCUGUGUUAGAUUACAUGAAGACAAUUGAUAUUAAUGCUGAUGUCCCUUAGGCAGAUAAGGUAUUCGUGAAGAUACUGUGCACAAAGACAUUAGCAAGCUCGAUAGCCAACACAUUGUUUAUCAUGGUGUGUGUGGGAUAUAUCUGUGUGGGAUAUAACCUCAAAUACUCAUUUCACUAUAGCAAACUCAAUAAAAAACACACUGUUUAUCAUGGUGUCUAUGGAUAUGGCCUGAAAUACCAGUUUCAUUGAAUCUUUAUAGCUAAAAAGGAUUACAGCUUAAAAUUAUAGUUACACUACAUUCGAUUUGAAUAAAUUAUCGAUAAAAUAAAAUGAAGUAUUAUGGGAAGGUUGAUUUAUUUUUUAUGCUAAUUAACGAGUGAAAGAGGUUGACAAAAAUUUAAAAGAUCAACAUAAUUUGUUUAAAAAAAUGUGUUUUUUGAAAGGCAAGAGUUUUGCAAUGCCAUAAAAUAAAAAUAGUUUCUGUAGUAUUCAUAACUGAAAGAAGAUACCACAAUCUAAAAACGUGUUAGGCACAAAAUUAAUUUACUUCACAGUUCGAUUUACUGUUUUAGAAAUAACGUAUCCUUAUUUUAUUGUUCUCAUAAUAAAAAAAUACUUUUGGAGAAAUUGAUUGGAGAAAAAACGUAUUUUACUGUUAGCUAUCAAAACAAUGUAAUGUGAAAUAAAUGAAACAUUAUUCUAUAUUAGAAUUGAAUGGCGUUGCAGUCGUUAAUAUCACUUUGUCGUAUUCUUGUCUCCUAAGUGGUUAAAGGUAUGAAUCCAAUAUUUCCUUGUUUUACUCUUAUAAAAUUAGUCUCCCCAAAGAGUUCCUGUAUGAGAAGAAAGAUGGUGGGAGGGGCAUGGAAGUAAUGCAAGGUGCCAAUUAUGUUAGAUUUACCUGAUGUUCAUUUAACUUAUACUAUUAUUCCAAUAUAUAAAAGUAUAAGAGGAAGGAGUACAUCUCAUUGUCGUCAGACAAAGAACAUGUGUCAUAUAAUGAAUGUCGUGCAGCCACUAGAAGAAGCUUAGUGGUGAUUAGUGUGUCCAAGGGUGCGAACAACAAGACCGUUGUAAAAAAUGCAACUAACCAAAAACUUUUACCAAGGGGUUUUAAAUGACAAGAAUCAUUAACUACAUAACUAAGCACACCUAUAACGAUUACAAAGAUUAUGUAGUAGGUCCAGUGUAUAUUUGUCAUACUGCAAUCUGAGAAGGAAAAAAUAAUGGUCUAGUAUCUCCCUGCUGCUAUUUCCUCUCAUGUUUGAAGAUAUAACAUAAGAGAACUCUAAAUCUAAAAUUUGAAAUAGCAGGUCAGCCUGCUCCAGUUAUUAUUCAGCCACUAAAAGGGCUACAUAUCGAAACUGGAUAAUCUUACCUGCACGGCUUAUUGGAUGCACUGUCCUAAUGUAAUAAGAUGAAACUUUCACGUUAAUUUUCACGUGAUGACAAACGAUCGUAGUGGACAGGGGUUUUCCCCAAGUAUGUGAAUUGUCAUAGAAACAAAAGAGAGUCUAAUGAGAUAUUAUUAUCCGCCGAUUUGUAAGUGACAUUUAGAAUUCCAUUACACUUGCAACAGUGCAUAAUAAUUCACAAUUUUCAAAGAUGUUUUAUAUAACGUUAUUAUCAUGGAUUUAAAAACGGUACACCUCUUAUUUUAUGUUUGGUAUUUAGCUGGCACAUAAGAAAUGUGUAACCAAUAUAUCAGCAUAAUUUUUCAACAUAAAAUGUUGAUACUGCUGAAAUGAUGUUAUAUCAUCAUUAAUUCUUCAUUGCAUCUAGUUAAGGUCACAUUUAAAACAAUAUUUUAGGCACCACACUGACAUUUUCAUUUUACCAUUUGUUAAAAGAUGCUUUUCACUUUUUGAUAAAUAUAUUUCGAAUAUUUUGUUGCAAGAAUGGGAACUUGAUGCAAGACAGUAAUGAAAGGUCACUUAUUUAAUUUAGAACAAAGAGUUGUAUGGUGCUUAAAUUUACAAGUAAAGGAAAUAUCUCAUCCAGAGUCUGUUAAAGUAUUUCAUUUUUCUGAGGGCAUAAAACUAAAUUUUCUGUUUAUGAAAAAAUUUAAUGAAGAUACACAAAUAACAAAAACAUGCUACCAUGUCAAUAGUUCGAUGGCUGUUCUUCUGGUGCAUCUAUUCUGUGUCCUGAAGAAUGUAAUUAGAAAUGCAGAAAUUUAUCACCAAAUGUAGAUGGAGAAAGGUUAAAGCUAAUUCUAGGUUUCAUGUUUUUGCACUACACCAACUAUCAUCUCUUAAACUCUAGUCUAGGAGUUAUAAAAACUGACUGCAAAAGUAUAAUACCAAGGACAUAUUAAUUCACUAAGUUGACACUUUUGCAUGUAUACAUUUAUAACUUGAUGAAAAGUUUCUAACACAAAAUACAGCUUCACAUCAACGCCUUACCAAUAUUACUUUCAAAUUACAUAGUAAUUCAUGGCCAAAUACCUAUGUAUGAAGCUGAGGAAUGUUCAUAUACGUUACUGUGUAUGAAACUCAUCUUGCCACAUAUAUUAAGCCUCAAUCAACCAACAGUUUCUUCGAUAAAGCAUCAAUGACCAUAUGAUGAGGUUAUUGAAUUGACAACCAUAUCUAUUAAAUUUAACGUUCUUUUAUUUAUAGCUCUAGAAUCAAAAUAAAUGCUCAAUGGAAGAGAAAUCAUUACUUUAGUUGACAAUUAUCCAGCAGCUCCAGAGUUGUAAAAUUGUCCUUACUGUAAGAAAUACUCUUAACGUGAAACAGAUUUAUCGAUACAUAUAUCUUAGAGAAUGCAACACUAUGUUAUCGGAGACAGGGUACACAAACACAUUAUGUGUCUACUGUUGAUUGGUAGUGACAUUGGCCUUUAUUUGUUAGAUACAAAGAUUUCUUUUCCUUUGUUUCACAGACCCAGGAAGAAAUCAAGUCACUAAUGUCCAUAGUGUGUGUGUACUAGGUGGUGAAAUGAAGUAACCAUUAAUCAGUAGUAUACUACGUAAAGUGAAUGUGUGUUACUGUGUGGUAGACAAAAUUUAUAAAUACAGUUCAUCACCUCAGUUCCAUAUAUGACAAAUAAGAAAUCUAUAAAUAAUAAAUACUUUGUAAAUCUUGCUCUGUUUAAAGUACAUGUACACGAUACUAAUACUAUCUAUAUUUUCUCUACUCAACUGUAAUUCUUAACUGACACAGUUUCUAUAGCAAGAAGUAAGUAUCAACCUUCUGUAGACGAUGUUUUGUGGACAAUUACUGGACCACUAAUUUUGUUACUUUUGUAGAACAAUUGGGAUAGAAGCUGUGAUUCUGCUUGUUACGCUACGUUUAAGUCAGUUACUUUAGAACGUAAUGUCUGUAGUAAAUCAUUUAACACAGAGUCAACUGAACUCGAGCGGUAUUUGUCGUAAUGCCAGCUGUGUAGCUGCACUAGAUUGAGUAAGAAUUUCUUAGAAAUUUUCAUGUAACAAAUUUCAUUUGUUGGAUGUUAAUGUAAAAGAGAAGUGAUUCUCAGCAUCUGUUAUGUUCUCAUAGUAUCUAGUGUAAAUAAUGUCAUUAUCAUUUGUGUCAUCCGCCGUGUAAUUGGUUAUUAGUUUGUUUCCACGUAAUAAAAGAAGAUCUUUAGAA
Schistocerca cancellata (South American locust) is the source of this 8529-nucleotide messenger RNA. RefSeq names its product BTB/POZ domain-containing protein KCTD12 (gene Ktl). Gene Ontology annotation, molecular function: protein binding. Gene Ontology annotation, biological process: protein homooligomerization. NCBI's taxonomy places the organism in Eukaryota, Metazoa, Arthropoda, Insecta, Orthoptera, Acrididae. The transcript has 2 exons. Bases 1 to 852 code for a protein of 283 amino acids. The record is from RefSeq and is a predicted model, not a curated record.